Molecule: messenger RNA, 873 nt
Organism: Ailuropoda melanoleuca (giant panda)
Lineage: Eukaryota; Metazoa; Chordata; Mammalia; Carnivora; Ursidae
Product: acid-sensing ion channel 1-like
Exons: 2
Coding region: 588-839 (83 amino acids)
Biological process (GO): sodium ion transmembrane transport
Cellular component (GO): plasma membrane
Molecular function (GO): ligand-gated sodium channel activity
Source: RefSeq, a predicted model, not a curated record
UUAUAGAGCCGUGGGCAGAGUGAAGGAAACUCUGCCUGAAGGGGCCCGAAGCACCUAGUGAUAGUGGGAAAUUGUCACAUACAGGCUAAAGGGGCACAGGGAAGCAGCAGUCCUUUGCAGGGAGACCUCCUGGCAGGAUGUAUGGUCUCAGAGGGUCGAAACCACUGCCAGAGCAUUCUCGGAGGGGUGAGCGGUGGGGAAGGGUGAAUACCCUGAGCUUUCCCUCCUUCUGCCCUCUGAUCCCUCACUGUUGGCUCCCAUUGACCAGACCCAGCCCAAAGCCUGUCCAAGUGGCAGAGGAGCACGGGCAGCGCACUCCACUGGGAUCAGCUUUCCCGGGCCUACAUCAGGGCAAAGGGCAGAGAAUGAGCAGGAAGGAGGGCAAAUGGAGAAUAGGCUGCACAGAAGGGACAGUUCUUGAAGUGUGUUGCAAUCCCAGCAGCGGAGGGGUUUGGGGCAGCCCUUGGUAGGUAGGGGUGCUGGCAGGACUCUCAGGCUCUCUGCUCUGCCCUCACCAGGUCUUCACACGGUAUGGCAAGUGCUAUACAUUCAACUCCGGCCGAGAUGGGCGUCCACGGCUGAAGACCAUGAAGGGUGGGACUGGCAAUGGGCUGGAGAUCAUGCUGGACAUCCAGCAGGACGAGUACCUGCCUGUAUGGGGAGAGACUGAUGAGACGUCCUUCGAAGCGGGCAUCAAAGUGCAGAUCCACAGUCAGGAUGAACCUCCCUUCAUCGACCAGCUGGGCUUUGGUGUGGCCCCAGGGUUCCAGACCUUUGUGUCCUGCCAGGAGCAGCGGGUGAGAGGGCCACGGGAGGCUGGUCCCAGGGUGGGGCGUUGAGGGGGUGAGAUGGAGUGGUGAGUAAUCAACACAG